Messenger RNA from Pieris macdunnoughi, 957 nucleotides. Lineage: Eukaryota; Metazoa; Arthropoda; Insecta; Lepidoptera; Pieridae. The record is from the annotation of a GenBank genome assembly.
AUGACUGCGGCUAAAGCGUAUUCUCUUCUUUGUAAAAAGGAGAAUGCACAUGAAGAUCCAAUUUACUGUUGUGCUUGGACGAAAAUUAUGCCAACUGGUGACUCUAAUGAAAAAGCAAAAGAUUAUAUAGUAACAGCUGGACUGGAUGGCAUCUCAAAAGUGUGGGAAAUAAAGAAUAAUAAGCUGGAAUUAUUGCAUGUACUGAAAGGACAUAGUAUGGCUAUUGUGUCAGUUGCCAUAAGCCCAGAUGGAUAUACAUUGGCAACCACCUCUCUAGACUCAAUUCUAAUAAUUUGGGAGUUAUCAACUGGAAACAAAGUUCAUGAGAUUGAAACUGGUUCAAUUGACACAUGGAAGGUGGCAUUUUCGCCUGAUGGCACCAAGGUAGUGUCAAGUACUCAUACUGGAAAACUUAUUAUCUAUGAUGUGGAGAAGAAAAAUGUCUUAAAAGUUCUUGAUACUAGAGCAAAAUUUGCUUUAUGUGUGUCAUGGAGUAAAGAUAGCAAGUUUAUAGCUAGCGGUAAUGUUGAUGGAAAUAUUUGUAUCUUUGAUGAAACUCAGGGUAAAUUAAUUCACACAGUAGAAGCACACACAGAAGGUGUUAGAAGUAUUGAAUUUUCACCAAACAGUAAACUAGUUAUCACUGCAUCUAGUGAUGGAUUUGUCAAGUUGUUUAAUGUCGCUAGUGGUGAUCUUCAAGCCAGUUUAGAGCUCAAGACCUGGGUUUUACAAGCAGGCUUUUCACCUGACGGCGCUUGCAUAGCGGCGGGAACUGGUGAUGGGGAGGUGGUCAUUGCGUCAACUUCCGGCCUUAAGAUCUUAAAAACUUUUCAGGAUCAUAGUAAAAUAGUGUGGGGCGUACAGUUUAAUUCGUCGAGCGAAAAGGUUGUUUCAGUAUCAAAGGACAAAUCUAUCAAUAUUUACGAGUGCCCGAAAUUACAGACUAUUAAGAAAUGA